CUGCAAUCCGUCGAGCAUGAGCCAGACGACUUCCCAGAUGCUCCCUGAUGCGAUGGGGUCCGGAUCCAAGAUGCCCCUUUAUUCGUGGGAUCAACCUGUCUCUCGCGCCCCUUUAUCGCCACGCGUGCGACCGGCGCAAAUGGCCAACUUUUGGGCCACUCCGCAGUUGACUUCGCUGCUUUCUGCGACCUCUUAUCCUGUGCCUGAACCGGUGCACUCCCAAGAUCAUCUCCCUCCGGCUGAUCAGGAGCCUGUCCCUCUCUUGGGUGGCGUCGUGAUCGAUAGUUCGUCGUCUGGCAUUGUUGACGAUGACCUUCUGUCCCACCAUGAGGAGGACAGCCGGGCCUCCGUGUCGCCAGACACAUCGCAUUCAGACCAAUCACAGACUGCUGCUCACAGACCCUCGAAGCGCCAACGCAUGUCCAACCCCAAUGGCGAGGCCGUGAGGAAACGCGGUCGGCCGCGGAAGCCCAUCGAUGGCGCGAAAGGGGAGGAUCCCGAAGAGCGAAGGCGCAUGCAAGUCCGCAUGGCCCAACGGGCGUACCGGUCUCGCAAGGAGGCCAGCAUCUCGUCGCUCAAGAGUCGCAUCACACACCUGGAGACAACAGUGGAGCGGAUGAAUACGGCGGUGCUUUCGUUUGGGGAUGAGUUGGUGCACUCGGGGGCCCUCGAAUCGCACCCGGAUUUGCUCCAGCCGCUUCGUGAUACCGUCCAGAAAUGCUUGGUCAUGCCCACGGCUGGUACCGGUUCAGGCUCAGCUGCUCAUACGCAAGACAGCAACACGACUAUGCCUUCAUCCGCAGCCCUACACUAUCUCCUACCCCCCUCAGACCCAGGAGCAGGGCACAGUCCCCCCUUUGGCUUCACGACCACCGGUCCGAACGACGCCAACUGGUCUAUCUACCGGUCGCCUUCGUUUUCCAGCUCAUCUGAAAUCGUCGACACCAUGGAGAUCCCCGACUUCAUUGAUCAGCUACACGUUGCCUGUCGCUACCAGGCGUACUUACUCGCCGCAAACACGUCGGUCCCCAUGCGACGCAUCGAAGCCCCAUUCCGCAUGCUGCUCAGCAUCAUGCCCAGAGCGUCCAUCACGGCAUACUUUAAAGACUGGCUGUUGGCGAGGGCCAACAACAAGCCGCUCACCCAAUGGGACCAUGUUCCCUAUUUCUGUGUCGGCGGCGCGGGAACCCAUUACCACCUGGGCAGCGAGACCAGUUACUCCCCCAAACGACCUGCGCUGCCUCACCAGACAUGGUCUAGCGAACCGGAACCGCUGUCGCGCUUCCCAACCGAUAUCCAGGAGGACCUAGACGAGGACUGGUUCGACCUGCAGGACCUCGAGGGAUUCCUUCGCGCAAAGCAUGUGACUCUCCCAACCUGUCCGCCGUCCGACAUCAAAAUCGGGCCUCUGGAACGAGGGCCUCUCGCCAACACCGCCGCCAAUGUCACCCGGUUGAUCCAAUCACUGAUCAGCAGAGCAAUGUGUCUAGGACGCUCUCCGGGAUUCCGCCGUAAGGAUGUAGAAAGCGCCCUGGCGGAUUUCCGGAAUGCGUCCCUCAGCAUAAUGUCUUUCUAAAUUGCUACGUCUCCGUCGAGCAUGGCGGGGCACCUUGCGCGUAGGUUGGAGAAUCAGUGCCUGCAUCGGCGGAGUUUCCAAGGUUCUUGAGAGAUCUUCUGUUUAGGCGCGGAGAGAUAUAUAGGUCUGUCUAUAUAUCUACCUACGCACCUUUAGUUUUGAUAUACGCGCAUAUUUUCAUCGGGGGAUAGGAUUGAUAGGAUAUUUCGGUGUCCACGCAGCUCGAAGGAGACCAUUAAGGUCACUUUCCCUCCUUGUAACUGCUAAUCUGAAGUAAUAAUUUGCUGCCAUAUGA
Messenger RNA from Aspergillus ochraceoroseus IBT 24754, 1871 nucleotides. RefSeq names its product bZIP transcription factor. The transcript has 3 exons. NCBI's taxonomy places the organism in Eukaryota, Fungi, Ascomycota, Eurotiomycetes, Eurotiales, Aspergillaceae. Gene Ontology annotation, biological process: regulation of DNA-templated transcription. The coding region runs from base 17 to 1576 and encodes 519 amino acids. Gene Ontology annotation, molecular function: DNA-binding transcription factor activity. The record is from RefSeq and is a predicted model, not a curated record.